This is a messenger RNA of Clarias gariepinus (North African catfish), 3845 nucleotides long. It is a transcript of the gene kcnj3a, whose product is annotated as potassium inwardly rectifying channel subfamily J member 3a. The record is from RefSeq and is a predicted model, not a curated record. Gene Ontology annotation, biological process: potassium ion import across plasma membrane; regulation of monoatomic ion transmembrane transport. Lineage: Eukaryota; Metazoa; Chordata; Actinopteri; Siluriformes; Clariidae. The coding region runs from base 480 to 1967 and encodes 495 amino acids. Gene Ontology annotation, cellular component: plasma membrane. The transcript is spliced from 4 exons. Gene Ontology annotation, molecular function: G-protein activated inward rectifier potassium channel activity.
GAAGAUCCACGUGCCCUGCGCCGCACUCGCAGUGACCAAAAUGCGCAUGAAGAGACCGUCGAGACAAAGCCCAGAGCCCAGAGCCGAGUCCCUAAGUGGCGACGCAUUAAAUCCACAGGGUUCCUGCACAGUUCCCCCGGAGUGGAAAGCCUGCUGAUGGCGCAUCUGUUGAGGGACUGCAACUCUGAUCUGCAACUUUGAGCAGCCAGGUCUGGAUUAACGCUCGUGUGUGAUCUAAUGAGCGACGCGGUGAUAGAAAGGGCGAAACUGCGUCCUGCGCCUGGGGACAGAUGCUCAUGCGUUGUUGUCUUCUUUCUUUCUUUCUUUUUUAAUCGGUUAUAUUUGUAAAAUAAAAAGACAUGCGCAGUGAUCAGGCAGUUUUGAGCGUGUGUUUAGUUACCUGUAAGCGCAGGACUGACUGACAGACACUAACGACACCUGCGGACGGAGAGGAUCCGUAUGGUACAAUAUACGCUAGCAUGUCCGCACUUCGGAAAAAAUUUGGCGACGACUACCAGAUAGUAACCACUUCAUCCAGCGGCUCGGGCUUCGGUCAGGCCGCUCCGGAGAGGAAGCGGAAACGCCAGCGCUUCGUGGAUAAGAACGGCCGCUGUAACGUCCAGCACGGUAACCUGGGCGGAGAAACCAGCCGCUACCUCUCCGACUUGUUCACAACUCUAGUGGACCUGAAAUGGCGCUGGAAUCUGUUCAUAUUCAUCCUGACGUACACGGUGGCGUGGCUCUUCAUGGCCUCUAUGUGGUGGCUGAUCGCGUACGCGCGCGGAGACCUGAACCGGGCGCACGACGACAAGUACACACCGUGCGUGGCCAACGUCUACAACUUCCCCUCAGCCUUCCUCUUCUUCAUAGAGACCGAGGCCACGAUCGGCUAUGGCUACAGGUACAUAACGGACAAGUGUCCCGAGGGCAUCAUUCUGUUCCUCUUCCAGUCCAUCCUCGGCUCCAUCGUCGACGCCUUUUUAAUAGGCUGCAUGUUCAUUAAGAUGUCCCAGCCUAAGAAAAGGGCCGAGACGCUGAUGUUCAGCGAGCACGCAGUCAUCUCCAUGCGGGACGGAAAACUCACGCUCAUGUUCAGGGUCGGAAACCUGCGCAACAGCCACAUGGUCUCAGCGCAGAUCCGCUGCAAACUGCUGAAAUCUCGGCAAACCCCUGAAGGUGAGUUCCUCCCACUAGAUCAGUUGGAGCUAGAUGUGGGUUUCAGCACUGGGGCAGAUCAGCUCUUCUUGGUGUCUCCCCUCACUAUCUGUCAUGUGAUUGACAGUAAAAGCCCCUUCUAUGAGCUCUCUCAGCGCUCCAUGCAGACAGAGCAGUUUGAAAUUGUGGUAAUUCUGGAAGGAAUUGUGGAAACCACAGGCAUGACUUGUCAAGCGAGAACAUCAUACACGGAGGAUGAGGUGUUGUGGGGCCAUCGGUUCUUCCCUGUCAUCUCUCUGGAGGAGGGAUUCUUCAAGGUGGACUACUCCCAGUUCCACGCCACGUUUGAGGUCCCCACGCCACCCUACAGUGUUAAAGAGCAGGACGAGGCCCUGCUCAUGUCCUCGCCGCUUACAGCUCCUUCGUUGUGUAACAGUGGUGAAAAGAACAACUCUUUGGACUGUCUGGAGCUUUUGGAGGACGUGGAGACAACCACCAAGCUCCCAGCUAAGCUGCAGAAGAUGACUGGACGAGACGGGCUGCCAAGGAAGCUGCUUCGAAUGAGCUCAACUACGUCAGAGAUGGCCUACAGUCUGGGAGACCUGUCCACAAAGCUGCAGCGCAUCAGCUCUGUGCCAGGUGUCUCUGAAGAAAAGAAUGUAUCCAAGAGCUCCAAAAUAAAUGCUGAGCCCAUCAGCCAAUCAGUGGCAGAUUUGCCUCCCAAGCUACAGCGAAUGGCAGGGGGUGGAGGGCGCAUGGACGGACAUUUACCACCAAAAUUACGAAAGAUGAACUCAGACCGAUUCACGUAGAUGAUGCAAGGAACCACACAUAGUACAUAGUGUAUGUACUGUACUGCUCCCUUAGGCUUGCUAGCAUGGACAGAAUCUUAUGCCUAGCAUACCUAUGAAUGUGGAGAACUUUGAUAAAGCAAAUUUGUGGAGAUUUGUGGAUAGAGAUGCAGCAAGCACAUUUUUUCAGGUUAUCAUUUUAAGCACAUUCUGGCAUGUAUGAAACAUUUAAGUGCAUGGUAAUGCAGUUUUUUGCUGUCAGGCAUGAAUUAUUUAGGCACGCUUAUUUAAAGAAUGAAAAAAAAUUGCUGGGACAAGCUGGUCAUAUGAACAUCAAGCCAUAUGAUUGGACAAGAAUUUUUUUAUUUUUUUUUUUGUCUAAUGUAAAAGUGUUUCUUAGAUUCUGUUAAAACGCAUGUUUACUUGGAGAGGUAAUCUACGCUAAUGUUAGCCUGGAAUAUAUUACCUUCUUUCACUUUUCUCAGCUUGUUAAUAGUUGUUUUUAAGAUUUUAAGAGACAGGGUAAGCUCUACUCUUCUACAAAAUCGGUUCAAUUCAUCAAAACAGUUUUAUAAGAGGAAAGUUGCACAAGCUAAGUGGAUCUUAAUGGUUUUUAGAACUAUCAGCUCUGUGUUGAAGAAAAAAAAAUACAGAAAUUUGCAAGAUCAUUAUAUAUCCCGGAUCUCGUUUAGUGUCUAGAUGAAAAUGACUGCACUAGUGUCAAUGCAUUAUCCCCUUUGCCUAAAUUAAGCAAUAACUAAAUGCUGUAAAACACUGACCUCUGUGUAACUACUUUGACUAGUUUGUCUGUUGUACUGACAUCUGAGACACACAAACAUGUAUUUUGAACUCCUGUAAAUUCCAGGACAUGCCUUUUGUGGUUGACUGUUUAACAAGAACUAUUAUUAGUUUUUUCAGCUUUACUAGUGCUUUAAAUUAAUUUUGAUAGUUUACAUAUAUUGUAGUCUAAAUAUAUUAAGACUGUUGUAUAAUUAUAAACUAAAUACCAUUAAAAAUGAAAAAAAAAAAUGGUUCAAUGUUUAACCUUUGAAAUAAGCUUAAACUCAUUUAUUACCUAACCACACACUUAAUUCUCUCCCUCACUGCUUGAUUGAAUGUCAAGGUAGAUUCAUGCAUGCAAGUGCCUGAUCCGCUGAAGUGGUGUCUAAAUCUUGUUAAUGCACCCUGACUGAGCAGCACUCUUUCCCCUGAGCCUCUGUCUUUAUCACCAUGGAGAUCUUGGCACCUACUGCCAUUUACUGUCCCACUAUUAGCCUCCCGGUGAGGAAAUGAUAGCGGAGAUGGCCUUGUGUUAUAGAAUAGAAGCUUUUGCUCUGCAUCUAACAGAACACAGUGGCAAUAUCAUUAUGCACAACCUGUAAAAGGAAAGCUGCAAUAGAUGGUGAAAAUCCCACUGCACAACACACUGGACUGCACCCUUUAUUAGUAAAAAGCACCAAGGUCUGGCUUUGUAACGUUUAUAUGAUUUUCGUGUCAUUCUCUUUGUGUUUAGUAAGCCAAAACAAUAGAUAAUAAAAGGUAAUGCACAAUGGUUCUUUUUUUUUCCACCUGUUUAACCAAACAGCUUAAUUAAACAUGUAACCAAGACAAUGGAACUAAUGCCAUGCCAACAUCUUGGGUGUUUAAUUUGAUUUUAAAAUGAUCUGAUUAUUAAGACUAGAAGUACGGAACAUGCCUGUUAUUUAUUGAGGAAGUCAAUGUUAUGGUUUUCUACAGUAGAUUACCUCAGUUAUUAUCAUAUACAUAAAAGUCUCCCUUUAUUUAUGUCAAUUCUUAAAUAUACUGUAAGACCCAAUAAAUCUUUUUAUAUAUUUUGUUAGUAAAAUAAGGUUUCAUGUGAUCUUUCAUAUAUGAUGAUAUGGAUAAGCAUAAAACCUU